This is a messenger RNA of Corapipo altera (White-ruffed manakin), 7499 nucleotides long. It is a transcript of the gene MPLKIP, whose product is annotated as M-phase specific PLK1 interacting protein. Gene Ontology annotation, cellular component: centrosome; midbody; nucleus. The record is from RefSeq and is a predicted model, not a curated record. NCBI's taxonomy places the organism in Eukaryota, Metazoa, Chordata, Aves, Passeriformes, Pipridae. The transcript is spliced from 2 exons. The coding region runs from base 371 to 928 and encodes 185 amino acids.
UGUGGAACCGCGAGUGUUCCCUCACAGCACCCAGGGCUUUCACCGCCUGAGUUACCAGGCGCGGCUUCUACGCGUCUCCUGAGACUCUCUUACUCCAGAUUAUUCCUCUUGAUCUGGAAAACGCACAGAAUUACUCAGGGUCGGCGUGACAGAUCACUAUGCGAGGCUGAACGGGCCGAACUCCCACUCUCCCACUUCCAGGUGGGAUGGACGGCGCCUCGCCUUCCCCGGCCCGGAACGUUUGGAGGCCGGAACCUUCGGGCCGCCUGGCGGGGAAAAGGCGUGGGGAAGGAAAAGGAGUACGCGCGGCGCUGCCAUUGCGCAGGUUCCAUUCCCGGCGCUGCCAUUCCCGGCCUGUCUCUUCCUGGCCAUGUACCGGCCAGGGUUCCGCGCGCCCACGCCUCCCUACGCGGGCGGCGGCUUCCGGAGCCCCCCCUCCGGCGGAGGGCCCCUGCCGCCCUCCCCGCGGGGCUACGGGAGCCCCCACCACACGCCGCCCUACGGGGCCCGGCCCGGCCCGUACGGCGGCGGCCUCUCGCCCCGCGGGCCCGGGUUCCAGGGGCGCUUCGGGAGCCCCUCGCCGGGGGCGCAGACACCGCGCAGGCAGCAGAGCGUCAGCCCCCGGUACCCGGCUCCCUACGGCGGCGCGUCCGCGGCCGGGGCGCCCCUGCACCUGCCGUCGCAGCACAAGCGCUCGCCCGGGGGCUUCCAGAGGCACUUCCAGGGAUCACCCAGGACAUCUACUCCAUUUGGUACAGCGCAUGGCAGAGAGAAAAGAGUGUCUAAUGAUGUGGAAAACUAUUACAGACCUUCAAUGCUUGAGGACCCAUGGGCUGGCCUAGAGCCAGUUUCUGUUACAGACAUAAACCAGCAAUACAGCAGUGAGCAAACAACAUGUACUGGUAAAAAAGGGAGGUAUUUCAGCUAACACUUUUAAAGGCCAAAUAACUCCAUCUUGUCAGGAAAACUUUGGGACAAAAUCUUAGCACUUACACAAGAUGAACAGUAAUCAAGACCUUAGAUAAUGCUUUUAUUUGAACAUAUGUCCACCCUUUUAUCCUACUUUUUUUUUAUUGCAUUGGAUAUUUUUAUGUAUGGGACAGAAAAGGAGUGGUAGGAAACCUUACAUUUCUGGCUAUGUGGAAGUGCCUACCAGCUUUGAAGAACAAAGUGUUCUUUAAUCACCAGCGACUGAUAUGUGACUGUUAAAACAGGUUUCCUUAUACUUACCUCUUCCAUGCCAGAUUGUUAGCCUUUUAUUGUAAAGUACUUUAGGAAGUGGUAUUUUUUUAUGUUUCAACAUUUUUAGAAUGAAGUAACUUGGAAAUAAAAUAAAGUUUUGUAAAUUCUUGUUUUGUAAUGUGUAAAGAUUAUUUUAGGACUCUUGUUAAGGUGUACACAUUAACACAAAUAGUACUAUUGAAAUUAGGUGACUUUUGUAAAUGUGCUUGUAUGCUGUAGUUAACCUGCGGUUUUGUGCAUAGUGAUUUUUGUUAAUUGCAGUGUAACGUGAAGUUGAAACGUGACUUUUAGCCAUCUCAGGAAACAAAUGUAUUGCUUUUGGAAAGUUUAAUUUGUUGAACCAACUCUUGAGUCACAAACUUAAUUCUGUAAUCAUUUGCUUUUGUGUUUAAAAAAAUAUAGUUGAAUCAAUAUUAGACAUUUUUGGAUUAUAGUAACAAGUCUGUGCAGUGGCAGUUUAAGUCUAAGGAGUACAUAAAACAUCAAGAUAAAAUAACUGGAAAUGUUCUCUGUGGGUUCACCUGUUAGAAUAGAGGUUUUGUUAUACUGUUGACAUUAGUACAUGCAUGGCUUUUUUUUUUUAAUGUACAAUAUUUUCCAAUUAUUUUUUAUUUUUACUUAUGGCAGGAAUCAUUGCCAGGAGAACUGUUUUGUGUGUGCACAUGCUAUAUUUUUAUACUGAAGUGGAAAACAAGGAGUUGGUUUUUUAGACCUUGUCUUUACAUGGAAGAUCCAUGCAUCUAAAGUACAUCACCUGUGUUUUCCCCCAGCUGACCCUGUUGUUUUAGUAUUAUAUCCAAAAUGGCUGCUCAGAGAACUGAGAACAUAAUGCCUUCUGGAUAUCAAGAAUGGUUAAACCUUUAUCCCAGAAUCAAAAGAACUGUGCCUUAAAUGGCAGCUGUCAGUAUCAUUAUCUGUAAUAGGUACCAGCAAAACUGAGAUGACAAGUUGCAGAUAGUCUUUAGAAUUUAUAUAUCAGUUAAUUGAUGUCAAUUGUGAAAAGUGAAGUAUAAAGUUUUCUUUCUUUUUUUUUUUUUAAACCUUGUCAGGUGCUGUAAAGCUCACAAAAAAAAAAAAAGUUGCAGUCUGCUUAACCAAGUCACCUUUUUUUUUAUUGCUAUUUCCCAUGUGAUUGAAUGCAAUUUAUUUUUUGCAAUGUUUGGUGAUCUUGGAGAAACAAAUAUGAUUUUAUUCAAGACACUAAAGCUCUGAUGUGUUCACAGAUAUGAGAACAGUCUGGGUUUGGAAAGGAGAAAGGAAAGGUAAAGGAUUCCUGACAGGAGGGAGUCUGUUAAGAGGUGGGACUGCUUACACAGUGGGCAGUAUCAGCUGCCUUUGCACAUUGCAAAGGUACAUUUUGCCACUUUGGCUUUGCAGUUGGCCCAGGGAUCAAAGCCAGCCUCCUCUGGUAAUAAUUCUUAACUCCUGGAACCAGGUGUCAGACAUCAGUGAAGAUAAAUGUUCCAGAAAGACUUGAGGAAAUAUUCUUGAAGCACUGUUUAAUCAAUGCAGACCUUCUACAAUGGCAUCUGUUAAGCUGCUGCUCCAGUACACUUCAGGAUAUGAUCCAACAAUUAUAUCACACUGCUAAAGACUCCAAUCACUUGGUCAAGAAUCCACACCAAAAACUUAAAAAUUAUUCACCUUUCUGGCUUCUAGGAGAAAUUCUACAAUUACAGUAAAAUUUUUAAAUGUCAUUGUUGAAUAGCUGUAAAAUGCAUGAACACAAUUUCAGAACUAUAAAUAUAAUGUACUUAAAGCCAAUUUAAGCUUUGCCUUUUGUGCUGCGAUACCCAGAAAGCUUAAGCACUUACUUCCUCACCAGGUUUUUUUCCUUUUUACCAUAUGGCAAACAUUCUUUUUCCCCACAUGUUUCUAACAAAGAGAAAAUAUAUCACUUCCUCAUUUAUUAAUGAAGCUACUUCAUAGUAACACUAUGACUCUGGAAAUAGUAUUUGAUGAUAAAAAGUAAAGCACAAAUGCAUCCUUUCUUCAUGAGCCCAUGAAACAAAAUAGUGCCUAUGUCUUGUUAAUGAAGGGAUUCUUCUGUAAUGAACGUACUAAGAAUAUGGGCAUUGCUCUUUCUUCAACAGACUUAGAUUUUAAGGUAAGUAAUUUAGCUCCUUUUUCAGAAGUUUGGAUGGGUAUACUUUUCCAUUCUGUUCUGCUUGCAUUGUGUUUCUCCAUCAAGUCCAUUUGACUUUCUAUUCAGUUGUUGUAAAGGACUUGUAUAACUCUUGACUAACUCCUCCAGCAAAAAUUAAUUCAUUUGUUGCUCUUUGCUCCUGUAUUUAACAUUGAACUGCAUUGCUACUACUCUGUGCUGAUAUCACAGUAACAUAACUUAAAUCAGAUGAAUACAUGUGUAAUGGAGCAACACACUGGGUGGGUAGUUACCCCAAGUUGUACUAGAAUAGUUCCAAGUUCAGGUUUGAGGUUCCAUUGCAGCUUUAUAAUAUGGAAUAUUCAUUCUUCUCUGGCACUUAGUACACACUAUUUUAUAUUGAAACUGUUAAAUAAUUUAGAAUAUUGAAAUUACAAUUAAAAUGGGAUUUUAAAAGUUCAUAUCAAGCUCCUCUUUAGAAUUAGGAAAAUGCUGCAUCUCAAUUCAUUAUUGCUAAUGUCAGAGCUGGGAACACUUGCCGGGGAAAAUGCUUCUGGAGAGCAGAAUGGAUAACUACUUUUGUAGUCAGGUUGUUUUCCUUUUCCUGUUAAGGGUAUCUUUAUGUGCUCUUGAGUUUAUAUAAAUUGUGUAAUUAGACAUCUGAGGGGGAGCAUUUGAAACAUGCAUUAAUUAUAUGGAAAUUCUACAAGCAGCUGUUCAGCUUCCUUCUAAAGAAAAUUUUUUCAUAGUCAGUUUGGGCUUCAAGUUGUGCUUCUGAGUAAUCUCACUGAAGUCAGAGGAUUCACUCAUGCAACUGAGAUGUGUAAGUAUCUAAUGUAACAGUUUGAAAAUUGUAUCAUCCCUUAGUCUGUCAGUGCUUUUUUCCAACACUGCAGUUAACUGCUCUGCCUAGCUAUUGCUCUGAAUUCAAGUUCAUAUAUGAGCCAAGACUGUCUUGCAAAUUAAUUAAACUUGUUCUUAAAAAAUUUUCCAAAACUCUCAAGAGUAAAGACUGUUCUCCUUUCCCCAAAUCUUGGUGCUUGCCUUCCUCCUAGCUCCUUGGAACUGGGGAAAAAAGGGAGGACUGCCUACACUGAUUGGUGAAGAAUCAUGUAAUGAUUUUCAUGUCUCAGGCUUUCAGAAACUUGUGUACCAAUUGAUAUAGGUAACUAGAUAAACUUUUUUAUCAUUUGAGAUGUCUCAAACAACUUUUUAUAGCACAAGAAAUGAAAGAAAUCAGUUAUGCUCAGCAGUAGUACAGUUCCAGUAUUCAGUCAUUAAUUCACAAUCAAAUUUUUUUGCCUAAAGUAACUUUUCAUCUGUAUAUAACUAGGCACAAAGUGAGUCAUUUUCAUUUUCUGCCAUUUUCACUGAAAUGUGUGCUUUGCUGACUUGGAAUUUAAGAACACUCUCAACCUGGACUUCUGAAUUUACUUUUACAAAAUUACUAGCUCUGGAGCGUUAGACCUCACAUCUAGGUCUUCCCUUUAAGGCAUUUUAGAUCUGGCAAAAAGAGCUUUGUCUCAUCCCCAUUGCUUCCUUGAUGACACUAGGAAACCUUUGACUAGGGCUAGAGACAGUUGUGCAGAUGCUUGGUGCAAGACCAGGCCAUCAAGGUACCUUUCCUCUCCUAGGGGUUACCUCUACCCUUGCCAUUCCAGAGCAGUGGGGCCUAGGAAGUGUGUUGAGCCAAAUAAUAAUCCUUCAUUUUGCUUCACCAGCUCUGUGUGGGUUUCAAACCAUAACCAUAUUGGGGGUUUGCUUAGUGCAUGUCCUGAAUUUUAAAUUUCAUCAGUGUCUUCUGCAGUAAAAUCACAGGUGAAUUCCACUGACCUUUGUUCAUUGAUCUGUGGCUGUUGCAUGUUGCUGUUCUGAACUAUUAAUGUAAACAUUUGUACUCAAGAACAUAACUUUGUGGCUAAAAGGGGUCAUACCAGUACAGUUCCAGAGUAAAAUUUUUAGUACCGCUGACACCACUGCUAUUAAAAUAAGAGCUUCUCUGUCCCCCUUUAACAGGAUAAAAAUUGAGCAGUUGAGAUGCUGAGCUACAAACUGUGGUCUGUGUAGGGCCAGCUGGACAUACCUCCAUUAGCUGAUUUCUGGAUUGGAGAUAGAAUGGGGUUUUAACAAAGAGCUGAAAAAAAUUACCAUCCCACUCCCUAAAAAGACAGAAAAAGGUAUUUCUCAAAAGUAACCUUACACAUGAAACAGGAAUUCUUACGCAGCCUCAAAUUUUUCCAGAGUCUCGCAGAAUGUGAGUUCUGUGUUAUUCUUUUUCUUCUGGAGAAGCACGGGCUUGUUACCAUAACUUCAAGGCUUUCCAUGACAUGAACUUCAGUUAAAACCAUCAGCUCACCAUUUGACCUGCUCUCUGACAAAGAAAUCUCUAGGCUAUACUGUUCAUUGGAUGUCAGUAUUAUUUUUUUGACAGUGAAAAAGUUACACCUUCAAAUUCUACCAGAGACCUAAUUUUCACAUAUUGAAAUUAAUUCUUCAAAUUGCUUAAUUCUGAGUAUUCAUUUUUUCCAGAUAACCGUGACAGGAUUGUGGAGAAUGUAUUAAAGUUAUGCCUUUUUUCCCUAUAAAAGAAAGAUAAUAAGUUGAAUUAAUUUCAUUAAUGUAUCAGUCGUGGUUCAAGUAGUGAUGGCAGUUUGCAAAUUCAACAGAAUCUGGGACUCCCUCCUUUCUUUCUUGAAAGGGCUUACACUUUCCAGAACUGGCCAACACGGUUCACCCACAGGCACGCCGGGUCAGAGCUUUUGCAGGUGAGAUACUGGGAUGGCAAUAAUAGUCUCCAGGGUGCCAGAUGGACAUGUGAAUAGGGACAUCACUGCAAUUCAGUGUGACCUGUAUUAGCCCAUUUCUACAUUGCAGCUACAAUAGGAUUUUAACAAGGACAAAACAAGUAAGUCCCCUUCCCUCCCACACACAGAGACACACUUCAAGGGACUUUUAAUUUUCCAAGUCUAUGGUAAGCCACUAUGUUACUGAGGUAAAGAAUAAUAGAAUUUAAAUUGUUUUUUCAUUUAUUCACUAGUGACAGCAUCUUAGGAGGCAAAGAAUUUGACAUCACAUCAAGCUGAAAUUUUUAACACAAUUACUUUAAAAUGGGCUGCACUUGAAAAUCCACAUGUACUACCCUGCUUCUGUGGGCAGCAGUAAUCAUGCUGCUUGAUGCUGUAUUAAACUACACUUAAAGCUUCUGGUAUCCAUAUGUAUUUAGCCACAGUCUAAUUGCUGUGUAGCCGAGAUAGUUAAAAGCUGUUACUGUAGAGCCAGUAGGUUUAAAUCUUUGUUGUAUGCAUGAGGAAAUUCCUAAGAGUUCAAACUGCAGAACGUGAUGUUGAUGCAACUGUUAGUAUAAAGACCUGUAAACAGAAGAACAAAACCUCUUUGAUGCAGAUUAUUACCUUUUCAAGCAUCACACAAGCUAGUGCUAAAACAAGGGAAGAGGACUCAAGCUAAUUGACAACUUCCUGUGGAUGACUACACAGCAUAAACCACAAAUAACGGUGCCAUUGCACUUUCCUAAAGCUUUCUCUUGUCUGCCUCCUGGUUCCUAUGGCAAUAAAAUUACACUAAGGAAAAUUACAUGGUUGUUCAUUUUCAGAUGUUAGCUGUAUGUGCACUAUGGGCAACAGGUUGAGAAACUGCGAUAACUGCUUCCAAAUGAAUGAACUGACAAAUUGUGUCCCUCUUGGAACUGAAGACAGCUUACACUACCAGCAGUGUUCCUGUACUUUGAGUAGCUUCUAAAAUAAAAUUCCAAGGAUUUAGAAAGCUUGUGCAGAGAACCUUUAAAUCCCUGUUAUCAAGCUAUCUGUUGCAUCUGGUUGCAUUUUUCUGACACUGUUUAAUUUCCUCUCAGAAUAAUUGCUGCAUAUUUUAUACAUAGACUCUCCUGUAGCCCAUCAUCAUCACUGCUGUGAGUGAGGUGAGGAAGAAAUAGCUAGUGUCUGCACUUUGUGGCAGAAGAGAACCCAGUGUUUCCUGUUCUCCCUAUGUCAUUCCCUAAAGCUAAUAAAAUAUUCAGAGCAAGUUUCAAAUGUGUUGCCUUCCUGACAGGAGGGAUGCCAGCAGAAAGGCAGCCAUGCUUUCCAACACAUGCUAAUAAUAAGUGGUAGCUGUUUAAUUCAGUGAGCAUCUGAAAAAA